GUUCCUACCCUCUUCGCUAGGGGGCGGUAAGGCGCUCUCGUGUUUCCAAAAUGGCGCCAGCAAUGUCAAUAUGGAGGAGUAGAACUUGAUCUGAUCGCACCCCAAAUAAAAUCCCGUCUGUGUAUUCCUCUUCGACGCAUUCAUGAGUUCCCUUGACAGCGAACUGAGACCCUGUUAUCUUCCUCCCAAGACGCCUAACAAAUUGAGGGCCUGACUCUCCGGAUGAUGCCAGUUGCCCGUCAAGAAGUUCUUGGCCUUUAUCGCAAAAUCUUCCGCAUCGCCCGAAAAUGGCAAUCGGCAUCCGGGCAGAUGGAAGAGACUGUCAAAGAAAGACAGUAUAUUGUAAAUGAAGCUAAAACGUUAUUCCAAAAGAAUAAAAUCUUAACAGAUCCCGAGCUGAUUAAACAAUGCAUGGAAGAGUGCAAGGCGAGGAUAGAGAUAGGACUUCACUAUCACAUUCCGUAUCCAAGGCCUAUUCAUCUGCCUCCCAUGGGCCUCACUCAGCAGCAAGGUCGUACAUUUCGACAUCAGGAAAAGCUGAGGAAGCUUUCCAAGCCAGUCUACUUGAAAUCCCACGAUGAAAUUUCGUAAUCCAGUAUCAGACUGUAGCCUGUGUCAUCCUUGGGCUGCUUGGCAGAUGCCUUUCACGCCCACAAGAAGUAUAAAUGAAACUAGCAUGCUGACAUCUUCCUCAAGGCCAGAAGCCCACUCGAUCCCAUGAAGGUGAUGAGUAAUGAUAUAAUCAAACUGUCUUGUAUUUAUUAAACAUCAACAGAUGACUCAUCAAUAAAAGUAAACUGCUUUGUGGUAUGAAGGGCAAAGUGUGAUGGGUCUUGCACUGUAGAUGGAUAUAUCGCCAUGUGGACAGGAAAUGACAAGAGUUUGCCCUCAAAAGUCCUAUCCAGUCUCAGGAGGCUGCUGUCCUGUGCUUCACUUAUUUGCAAGUAAGUCCCACUGAACUCAACAGGGCUUGUUUCUGUGUAGACAUGGCUGCAAUCAGAUGUGCUUAUGUGGAAUUCAUUCCCAUUCAACUUAGCAGGCCUUACUUCUGCAUAGAUGCAUAUAUGACAGAGCUUGGAAAAGUUACUUUUUUGAACUACAACUCCCAUCAGCCCAAUCCAGUGGCCAUGCUGGCUGGGGCUGAUGGGAGUUAUAGUUCAAAAAAAGUAACUUUUCCAAGCUCUGAUAUAUGACUACCCUGGCAGAGCAUACAUUAAGACAAAAGUGAUGUUUGUCACACAUUUGUCUGCUUCUGGGUCCCAGGACCAUUUCUGAAAAUAGGAAGAUGGUCCUAAAGUAUGGCGUUACCUAGGGACACAGGAAGAUGCCGUACGCUGAGUCAGACCCAGUCUUGUCUCUACACUGUCUGGCAGCAGCUCUCCAAAGUUUCAGACAGGGACUGUCUCCCAACCCUAUAUGGAGAUGUUGGGGAUUGAACCUGGGACCUUCUGCAUGCAAGGCAGAUGCUUUACCCACUAAGCUACAGGUCUUCCCCCACCUCCCACCAUCUUUUACUGAGCAAUACAAUCAUAUUCUGAAACAUAAAAACAUUUUUCAAAGUAUACAUCAGCAUUGUGUGGCAUGUGGAAAGCACCUCUAGUAGCCAUCCUAAGGGCCUACUUUGGGCAAUAUGCUCCCCUAGCCUUCCUUCUGCACAUGAUCAGAGUGAGAUCAUGCCCUCUAUCCCUAACCACUGGGUGCACUAGUCUAGCCAUACAUCUUGGUUUGGAGCCAUAAUAAUGCAUUUAUAAUACACCAGCGGAAGGCCCUGGCAUUUUCCAUGUGCACUCCCUGGCCAGUGGAUCUAUCCACACACCACUACAGGCACAGAUACUUAUUCAGCGUGUUAAGCACACCCCCAACCCAAAUUUAAAGCUCUUUGCCGUUUGUGCCUGUGAUGGAGUACUUAGAUGAUUCCUGUGCCAUGAACAUGCUUGAAAAAGGACAGAUUUGAAAGACAGACAAUGAGCAGCUGGCCAGAGAAUUGAACUAAGCUUCAAGUUUAAGCCAGGAGUGGGCAACCUGUAGCACUGCAAAUCUGAAGAUAGCACAGUUCCCAUCAUCCCUGACCACUGGACAUACUGGCUGAUGUUGAUGGGAGUUGGAGUCCAAAAACAUCCAGAGGGCCACGUUUCCCAAUCUUGGUUUAAGCCUCAGUUUCACUAGAUUGUACUGGGAGGAAGGGUGGGAUAUAAAUUAAAAAAAUACACAAAUAAAAUACAAGUAGGGCUACAGAACCGAUGGCCUUUCUGACAUUGUUGGACUUCAUCUCCCAUCAGACCCAGCCAGCGUGGCUGAUUAUCAGGGAUUAUGGGAGCUUAGUAACAUCCGGAGGACCCCAGGUUCCUGUUUUAUAGCUAAAGGUUUAGUACAGAGUUGCAGCAUGACUGUAUAUGGGCCAAAAGCAGCCGUGCUAAUAAAAACAUGCAGUGCCAUACUAGGGGGGAGUACCGGCCCCAUUGCUAACCUCAUAAGGGACCUGUAGCAAAGCGUGGAAUAGCUGAGCUAAGGUUAUCAGGGUAGUAUUUGUCUUGGGCUUACUCAGCAAUAGCACAGGGUCAGCAGGAGCCCCUUCAUUUGAAUAGGAUGAUGUGGUGAACAGCACCUUAUGAAGGCAGACUCCAAAAAGUUUUGCAUUGUUGGUAACAACUUGUGUCAACUAGGUCUGGCUCAAAUAGGGAGCUUUUUGUGUGUGUGGCAAACAUCUUGAAAACACUAGUGAUAUUCCGUCAUCCCUUCAGAUAAUUCUGCAAGGCAGCGGUGCAAAGUCCUGUUCAGCUAUCUCUGUUAAGGCAAAGUUGAUUUCUGUGUGGUCUUUGUGGAAUAAACUUAAUUGGUGAGAGGCUUGAGUUACUGUUCCCAAGAACCUGCAGUUUAGUUUCUAUUCAAUCAUUGCAUGUCCGCUAAAAUCUGUCGGGUCCAUUCAUUGCUUAAGAUAGAUAGAUAGAUCUUCCUUUACUCACACAUGGGUGUGUGCAAAGGUUAUUUAAAUCAUCAUCUUGUUGGGUUCUGGGCUUGAAUCAACUAAAAGCCUGAGUACUCCGAAUCAUAUAGAUAAGGUAAGUGAGCUGGUGCAAUAAGGCAUUGCAUCCUAAUUAGCUGAGUCAAUAUUACCAACUGGGUUAUGGCAAAAGCUCAAAGGUGGAACACCCAGUUCUGCAAGCAACACACUAGACAGCCCCAGGCAAUCAGAGAGGGUCUCUCUUGAGCACUCACAAAUCAAGCAGUCUCCAAACUGGUCGACUCCUGUAAAAACAUGACUUGAUUUUAAGAAGAAUAUACACACACAAAACCCCCAACGUACAUCUUUUCAACUGUGUAAAUUUGACCAGGGCGUCCUGAAAAUGCUACUUUGUGAAAAUGAGAAGUUGUUACACCUACAAUCCCUUUUGUAAGAGUUGCUUCAAAGCAUUCUGAGCGGCUUUGAGAAAAGACUGCAUAAGCAGAAAAUCUUUU
Molecule: messenger RNA, 3456 nt
Organism: Rhineura floridana
Lineage: Eukaryota; Metazoa; Chordata; Lepidosauria; Squamata; Rhineuridae
Gene: LYRM1
Product: LYR motif containing 1
Exons: 4
Coding region: 223-591 (122 amino acids)
Cellular component (GO): mitochondrion
Source: RefSeq, a predicted model, not a curated record